Messenger RNA from Lagopus leucura (white-tailed ptarmigan), 615 nucleotides. RefSeq names its product ceramide synthase 2. Gene Ontology annotation, biological process: ceramide biosynthetic process. Lineage: Eukaryota; Metazoa; Chordata; Aves; Galliformes; Phasianidae. The transcript has 6 exons. The annotation marks the transcript as partial. Gene Ontology annotation, cellular component: membrane. Gene Ontology annotation, molecular function: sphingosine N-acyltransferase activity. The record is from RefSeq and is a predicted model, not a curated record.
CUUCCUUUUUCCAGUUGGCGAUUCACGUUUUACCUUCUUGCUUUCAUUGCUGGCAUGGCUGUCAUAGUGGAUAAGCCGUGGUUCUACGACCUCCGGGAGGUGUGGAAGGGGUACCCCAUCCAGAGCAUCCUGCCCUCCCAGUACUGGUACUACAUGAUCGAACUCUCCUUCUAUUGGUCACUGCUCUUCAGCAUCGCUUCUGAUGUCAAGCGCAAGGACUUCAAGGAACAAAUCAUCCACCACGUGGCCACCAUCAUCCUCAUCAGCUUCUCCUGGUUUGCCAACUACGUCCGUGCCGGGACGCUCAUCAUGGCCCUGCACGACUCCUCUGAUUACCUGCUGGAGUCAGCCAAGAUGUUCAACUACGCCAACUGGAGGAACACCUGCAACAACAUCUUCAUCGUCUUCGCUGCCGUCUUCAUCGUCACCCGUUUGGUCAUCCUGCCCUUCUGGAUCAUGCACUGCACCGUGGUUUACCCCCUGGAGCUCUACCCGGCCUUCUUUGGCUACUACUUCUUCAAUGCCAUGAUGGGGGUACUGCAGCUGCUGCACGUCUUCUGGGCCUUCCUCAUCAUCCGCAUGGCACACAAGUUCAUAACUGGAAAGGUAACGGGG